Molecule: messenger RNA, 3228 nt
Organism: Gambusia affinis (western mosquitofish)
Lineage: Eukaryota; Metazoa; Chordata; Actinopteri; Cyprinodontiformes; Poeciliidae
Gene: slc1a6
Product: solute carrier family 1 member 6
Exons: 11
Coding region: 464-2146 (560 amino acids)
Biological process (GO): L-glutamate transmembrane transport
Cellular component (GO): plasma membrane
Molecular function (GO): glutamate:sodium symporter activity; L-glutamate transmembrane transporter activity; neutral L-amino acid transmembrane transporter activity
Source: RefSeq, a predicted model, not a curated record
CAAACCAAAAUAAAAUCGAAGGGAAAUAAAUUAGCCUAUUUAGUGGGGCCACAUAAUAGCAAACUCUGGGUAAAGAAUAAUUACUUUAAAUCAUCUGUGGUUUAAGCAGCUACAAAACAAAGAAGGUAAGAACCAAAAAACAGAUUGUUACAAAAAAACAGGAGAAAUGUAAACAUAUAUAUGGUGCAGAAAUGUGAAAUUACUGCUGUGAGGUGUUUAGUUAAAGGGAGAUCAUGUCUGUGUGACUUGGGGGUGUAGAUAAACACAUGAAUACGUCACUGAGUCAAACCGCGGGAAGUCUACUCUGUUUGCAAAGGGCGACGUUUUAAGAGGAAGCAGGUCAGCUGCCGGGGCAAAUAGGAAGACGUAAAACUAUCAGCCACGUGUUACUACACGCACAAAGAAAAGAGAGAAACACGUUUCACACGAGACCUGCCUGCUGGACCAGGUGUUGGAGCUUAUUAUGAAUGAAAAGCCACCUAACAGUGCAAGCCUUUUUCUAAACGAGGACACAGAAAAACCAACGUUGCCGGACAAAGUUGAGCUCAGGAGGCGUUUUCGCAGAGCCAUGGAGAAGAGAGCAGGCAGCAUGAGGCAGAGGAUCGGCUCCAUCAGCAGGAAAAGCCUCAAAGAUUUCUUCAGGAGGAACCUGUUCGUUUUGUUCACAGUGGCCUCUGUGGCUCUGGGUGUAAUAUUAGGCUUUGCUCUACGACCCCAUAACCUGUCCAUGAGGGAGAUAAAAUACUUUUCCUUUCCUGGGGAGCUCCUGAUGAGGAUGCUGAAGAUGCUAGUGCUGCCGCUGAUUGUCUCCAGUCUGGUCACAGGUAUCUCCUCAUUGGACAGGAGAGCAUCGGGAAAGAUGGGUGUGCGUGCGGUGGUCUACUACAUGGUGACCACUCUGAUCGCAGUGUUCAUCGGCAUUGUGAUCGUCAUGAUCAUCCGGCCGGGGAAAGGCAGCAGGGACAGUCCUGCAGUGAAAAGUGGAAACAUCGAAUCCAUUCAGGCUACUGAUGCUUUUCUGGACCUCAUCAGGAACAUGUUUCCCCCUAAUCUGGUAGAAGCAUGCUUCAUUCAGCAUAAAACUGUGUACAAGAAGAUUGUUUAUACGAGAAACGUGACUCUGAACCUCACCGACUUGUUUAACAUAACAGACUCUCCUCUGAAUGAAAACCUCACUAGACUGCAACGCACUAUACAGGAGACAGUGGAGGAAACAGUUCCUGUGUCUGGUUCCUCGGCCGGAGUGAACGCUCUGGGUCUGGUUGUCUUCUCCAUGUGCUUUGGUCUGGUCAUUGGUAACAUGAAAGAACAGGGACACGCUCUUAAAGAGUUCUUUGACUGCUUAAACGAGGCCAUAAUGAGGCUGGUAGCCGUCAUCAUUUGGUACGCUCCAGUUGGAAUCCUGUUUCUGAUUGCUGGGAAAAUAGUGGAGAUGAAGGAUCUGGCAGAAGUGGGUGGUCAGUUGGGGAUGUACACAGUAUCUGUCAUUGUGGGUCUUCUAAUCCACGGACUCUUCGUCCUGCCGCUGCUCUACUUUCUGGUUACCAGAAGGAAUCCCUACAGUUUCAUCGGCGGCCUGCUGCAGGCCCUUAUCACCGCGUUAGGGACAUCGUCUAGUUCUGCUACUCUGCCCAUCACUUUCCGAUGUCUUGAAGAAAACAACCAUGUUGAUAAACGAGUGACUCGCUUUGUCCUUCCUGUGGGCGCCACCAUCAACAUGGAUGGGACCGCGCUCUAUGAGGCUGUGGCAGCCAUCUUCAUUGCUCAAGUCAAUGACAUGGACCUAAACUUUGGGCAGAUUCUCACCAUCAGUAUCACAGCAACGGCUGCCAGCAUCGGAGCAGCAGGCAUCCCUCAGGCUGGCCUGGUGACCAUGGUGAUCGUAUUGACAUCGGUGGGACUGCCCACAGAGGACAUUACACUGAUCAUCGCCGUGGAUUGGUUCUUAGAUCGUUUGCGCACCACCACCAACGUGCUGGGCGACUCGCUCGGUGCCGGCAUCGUGGAAUAUCUCUCUCGUGAAGAACUGCAGAAUCAAGAUGCUGACUUGCGAAACUCUGUAAUUGAGGAGAAUGAGAAGCCAUACCAGCUCAUCUGCCAGGACAAUGACACACUGAACCACCUCAACAACGAGACCACAAUGUGAGAAAAUUAGUUUUCAUCUGAAAGGACUUAACAAAUCAAUAACAUUUCAUCAAGAAAUUGAGGAUCAUGGAGAUAGAGGACUUUCUUAAACACCUUAAAUUGAAAUUGGUUAAAUAAACUCCUUUGUCUGCAACAAAUGAGGCAUUCUUAAAGGGAGCGAGUGUUAUGUAGAAUCAACUUUUUGAACUUUAUAGCAUGUCAUAAUGUUAUUCCCUCAUCUAAAACAAAUCUGGAGAGUUGCUUUGAUUCUUUCAUGCAUGUUUGAGGAAUCAUUCAAUCUCCUGUGGCAGUCAUUCGGGUUGCCUAAACUCUAGCUCCCACAAUGCAUCAACUAUUUCCACAAAGCUCCUCCCUGGAGCUGCAGUCCCAAAGUCGAACUUCUGCCUUACAGAGCACUCCUCAGUCACAACUCCCCCACUCAGCUCCUUCAGACUAGAGGCAGCGACAAUUAGGAAUUGCCGAGCUCUGCUGAGCUCAUCAUACGAACAGCUUCCAAGCUCCAACGUUGGUAAAGUAUUAUGGAGAAGCAUCGUUAUGAUGAUGUGCUGAGGGCGGAGUGUCAGAGAGAGCAGGAACUUCUUAAAGAGACAGAGGCCCAGUUUCAAGGCAUCAAAUUGUAAAAUCAAAUUUCUUUUGUUAUAUUUUAUAAAUGCAGCAUUUUCAUAAAAACCAAAGGUAACAUAGUUUCUUGGUUGUGGUAUAAAAUGUCACUAUGUACUUUGACAAUGAGCUUUUUUUAAAAAAAAAUAAAUAAAUAAAAAGCUAAUUGUUUCCUAGAACAUUAAUAUAAAAAUAGUUUUAUAAAAAAGGCCACAUAAAGUUCAGAACCCUUCACAUUUCCAAAGCUUUAUUUAUCCACUAUGAAAAUAUUUUGCUGUGUUAAAUGUGUUGCUUUUCCCCCCAACUGGCAUUACAUCCUAGCCUCCAGUGAGGCCAUUUCUUUAACAGGACCAAUAUUUAAAACAAAUAUUAUUUUUUUUGUGAGCUCCCUCUUAUGUCAUUUUCAUCUUGACUACCUUUCAUUGGGAGUUUUACAAGGUUUCACAAACCACCAGAAAGCACUCAAGCUCAACAGUCUGUAAA